Penicillium maclennaniae is the source of this 312-nucleotide messenger RNA. RefSeq names its product putative quinol monooxygenase. The transcript has 3 exons. Bases 1 to 312 code for a protein of 103 amino acids. The record is from RefSeq and is a predicted model, not a curated record. Lineage: Eukaryota; Fungi; Ascomycota; Eurotiomycetes; Eurotiales; Aspergillaceae.
AUGUCCGAACUCAACGUCGCUGCGGUGCUUACACCCAAGCCCGAGAAAUUCGACGAGGUCGCCGCCCUUGUCACCGAAGUCACCAAGCAGGUGCAAGAAAAUGAGCCGAACACUCUGCUCUACUACGCAUUCCAGGACAAGACCGAGAUCAUCAUUGUUGAAAGAUACAAGGACCAGCGGGCGGUCCAGGCGCACACCAAGGCCCCCUAUUUCCGCGACUUCGCCGCCAAGCUCCCGGGACUAUUGGCGAAGCCGUGGGAGCUGCGCGCGGGUGGAUUCCUGAACGGUGCGCGGGGAGUGUCGCGCCUGUAG